Messenger RNA from Botrytis byssoidea, 1320 nucleotides. RefSeq lists its product as uncharacterized. Lineage: Eukaryota; Fungi; Ascomycota; Leotiomycetes; Helotiales; Sclerotiniaceae. The record is from RefSeq and is a predicted model, not a curated record. The transcript is spliced from 2 exons. Gene Ontology annotation, biological process: phosphorylation; cellular hyperosmotic response; phosphorelay signal transduction system. Gene Ontology annotation, molecular function: protein histidine kinase activity. Bases 1 to 1320 code for a protein of 439 amino acids.
AUGGACUCAAUUAAUGUGACCUUGAAGGAGAUCCCUUACCAACUACCAGCAACAGUAUUGGAAGCACUCUUGCGCUUAACCCAGAGGGCGGACGAAAAAACCGUUGAAGUUCGAUAUCUUGUGAAUAGCUCGAUACCAAACCGUAUUAUCGGAGACCCCAUUCUUUUAUGCCAGGUUGUUAUGAAGUUGGUUAGAAAUGCCAUAAAGUUUGCAGAGCAGGGGCAAAUCAACAUUACAGUUCAAAUCGCAAAACAUGAUCCCGCCAAUGCAGAAGAACAAGCUCUAGAGAUUAUUGUCUCAGAUAACGGUACUGGGAUUCAGAAGGGCGACCUUGACUUGAUUUUUGAUACUUCCCGGCAAGAGAAUGGUUUACCAUAUCAGAGACGAAGCGGUUCAAGCUUCGGCCUAUCUUACUACAAAGACCUUGCAAAGCAAAUGGGAGGAGACCUCCGGGUGGAGAGUCGGUAUGGCAAGGGGGCCUCGUUCUUCUUUACGAGCGCAUUGCGGCCCGCCGUCUCCGAUGAAAACUUCAUCUCGGAGCAGCUCAAACCGUACAAUGGCCACAGCGUACUUUUCAUUGAUCAAGGACGGACCGGGCACGAAAGGCAAAUCGCGUUGGUGCUGGAGGCACUUGGUUUUGUUCCAGCCACUGCUGAUUCAGUCUCACACAUUGGGCAGCCACGAGAGAGGAUGUAUGAUAUUAUACUCGUCGACUCAAUAGCGUCUGCGAGAGAAGUUCGCUCGAUAGAUGUGUUUAAGAAGGUUCCAAUCUUGUUGUUGGGAUUACCAGUUCCCUUUAGCCUCUCACCGACACUAGAUCUCCACAUCGCCUCAUAUAUGACAAUGCCUUGUCUGGCGAUUGAUCUUGAAUAUGACAUACUUCAGUCUUUAGAGAAACAAUCACCACCAGUUCCAACUGACAAUCUCUCCUCAUUGACUAUCCUUCUAGCUGAAGACAAUUUCAUUAAUCAGAAGUAUUAUAGAAAGAUUCUAGAAAAAUAUACCCAUGUCGUUACAGUGGUUAACAACGGGCUCGAAGCUGUUGAAGCGGUUAAGGCAAAAAAAUACGAAAUUUUGCUAAUGGAUGUAAGAAUGCCAGUCAUGGGCGGCUUUGAAGCCACAGUGAAGAUCAGAGAAUAUGAGCAGAGUCAAGGCCUUCGACAAAUCCCAAUAGUUGCCCUUGCUCUCGGUACACGAGAAGAAGAAGAGUGUUUGAAAAGAGGGAUGGGUGAGUGUCUUUCUAAACCGACUGCUGAAAGGCACUUAAUCAGAAUGGUCUCUAAAUAUGUACGAUAUAAGGAUGUAGAUAGUUUGUCUUGA